UGUUCUGUCAGUGUAAUUGGAUCGUGAGUUGUAGCGUGAAUGCCACUACCAGUCCAGUAGUCACUCAAAGUCUGUUGGUCUGUUGACUAAGACAGUUCUUGCAGGUGAUCGACCAUCGUGUGCCCAAGGAAACGGUGGUUUUCUUGUAAAAAUGGUUGCGAUAAAGGGCCGCAAAGGUUCAAAUAAAAAUCCUCCUAUAUUCAGCCAUGAGUUUGUCAUUCAAAAUCAUGGAGAUAUCGUUUCGUGCGUGGCUAUGAUCUUCGUGACUGGUCUAAUGGUGCAGGCAACAUCACCAUGGGCGUACAUGUUCAUUGCCAUUCAUCACAAUGUAACUUCAGAUGCGGAGAAUCCAACCGUGCCAGUGAGAUAUACCAUCGGAUGGACAGAUGCAUGUGCUGUAUUCUUUUAUUUUUUGAUAACAAUUGUAAUCCAUGCCGUGUUUCAAGAAUAUAUCUUUGAUAAAAUUUCAAAACGUCUUCACCUCAGUAAAGUAAAGCUUGCCAAGUUUAACGAAUCUAGUCAACAUGUUCUAUUCUAUGCUGUAUUCGCUAUAUGGGGAUUGGACAUAAUUAUCAGAGAAGAAAUGCUAUUAAAUAUAACUUCAUUGUGGAAAGACUAUCCUGUGCCGAUGACCUUCUUUUCAAAAUUCUUCUUUAUCGGCCAGCUUGCUUACUGGCUGCACUGCUACCCUGAAUUGUACUUCCAGAGGAUAAAGAAGGAAGAUAUUCCAUCUCGCGUUGUUCAAGCUACCAUUGGAUUGUUAUUUACACUUGCAGCAUAUGUCUUUAACUUCCAGCAGGUAGGAGUCUUGCUGUUAGUUUUGCAUUAUUUAGGAGAUGCUGUGCUUCACGGAGCCAGAAUUGGUCAUUUUGUUAGUAAGAAGGAAAAGCUAACGAAAAUGGCAUUUCUUGUCGCGAACACAGUGUACGUUUCCGUACGUGUUGCAACAUUCGCCAUUGCAACUUUGGUGUUUCUGUACGGCUUGAACCAAUUGGAAAGUUCGUUCGAUUAUGCUGCUGGGAACUAUAAUAUUCCAGCUGUACGAUUCUCAGCUUUAAGUAUUAUCGUUGUCUUCCAAGCGUAUCUCUCUUAUGUGUUUAUCGCGAGACAAAUGAAGCGCGCUCGCGAGAACUCAGCUCCCGUACAAGUAACCGUGAAAUCAAAGCAAAAACCGAAGAAAAAGGAAGGGAAGAAAUCCGUUGUCUCCGAAGACGAUGAUUUGCCAGAAGUCGAUCAGGCGACUAAAAAGAAUCUCAGAUCUCGUUCUUCUGCGAAAGCAAAGUAGAGAUAUUAUCGAGUCAAGAAAUUAAUCCAAGGCUGAUUAAAUGUUUUGUUUUCAUUCAUGUAUACAUCAUAAAUAAGAUUUGGGAUACAUUCUUUACGUUGAGACAUAAGUAAAGUUAGUAUUUGCGGCAUCUUCCACAACUGUAACAUUAUUUUUAAAAUAGAUCUUAUUCAACGAGUUUCUCAUUACAUAUUUCAUUUUCAUGUCAACUGUAGAUAACAAUGGCACUCGUAAAUGGAGAAUUACCGAGAUAUUGUAUAAAAUGUUUUAUAUAUAUUAUACACAUUAUAUACUGGGAAAGAGUUAUCCUACUAAUUUCUAAGCUACGUAAUAUAUAUAUAUAUAGAUAUAGAUAUAAUGUUCAAAGGAAUCGCUACCGUGUAUAAAAGAUUUCCUUCGAGAGCAUAAAAUAAAUACGAACGAUCGUGAUAUUCGAUAAAUGAAUGAAUUUUUUCGAAACAGCGGUGUGUAAGAUGCGAUGUGUUAAAUAAAAUCAUAACUUAUUUACCAGGCAUGAAGUUAA
This is a messenger RNA of Hylaeus volcanicus, 1808 nucleotides long. It is a transcript of the gene TRAM, whose product is annotated as translocating chain-associated membrane protein 1. Gene Ontology annotation, cellular component: endoplasmic reticulum membrane. NCBI's taxonomy places the organism in Eukaryota, Metazoa, Arthropoda, Insecta, Hymenoptera, Colletidae. The transcript is spliced from 7 exons. Bases 152 to 1285 code for a protein of 377 amino acids. Gene Ontology annotation, biological process: protein insertion into ER membrane; SRP-dependent cotranslational protein targeting to membrane, translocation. The record is from RefSeq and is a predicted model, not a curated record.